Messenger RNA from Colletotrichum tamarilloi, 735 nucleotides. RefSeq names its product CDP-diacylglycerol-serine O-phosphatidyltransferase. The record is from RefSeq and is a predicted model, not a curated record. Gene Ontology annotation, cellular component: membrane. Gene Ontology annotation, biological process: phospholipid biosynthetic process. The transcript is spliced from 4 exons. The coding region runs from base 1 to 735 and encodes 244 amino acids. NCBI's taxonomy places the organism in Eukaryota, Fungi, Ascomycota, Sordariomycetes, Glomerellales, Glomerellaceae. Gene Ontology annotation, molecular function: phosphotransferase activity, for other substituted phosphate groups.
AUGUCGAAACGGACAAGCAGCGUAGCCACCAAUGGCAAGGCAGCCAAAGAUGCUGCUGAUAGCUUCGCCGAGCCUGCCCACGACAAGCAGAAUCUACUUCUCGCGGCCGACCCCGGUCACUUUUCUUUGAUCCGCGCCCUCCACCUCGCCGACGCAAUUACCCUCUGUAAUGGAGCUUGUGGUGUCAUGUCAAUUUUUACCUCUCUGCGCUACUGUCUUGGCGAUCCCUCGUCCACUAGCACGCUGUACCUCGCCCUCUCCUUCCUACCAUUUGGCCUCUUCUUCGACUUCAUGGACGGUAAAGUUGCACGUUGGAGAAAGAAGAGUGGUAUGAUGGGCCAAGAGCUUGAUUCUCUGGCUGACCUGAUCUCUUUCGGCGUCGCUCCUGCUUCUGUGGCCUUCGCCCUUGGUUUGCGCACACCCAUCGACCACCUCUGCCUGACCUUCUUUGUCCUCUGCGGCCUCACGCGUCUCGCUCGCUUCAACGUAACUGUCGCCGCUCUUCCCAAGGAUGCAACUGGAAAAAGCAAAUACUUCGAAGGCACUCCCAUCCCUACCAGUCUUGGCCUUGACGCUGUGAUGGCGUACUUGGUAUCUCAGCGUUGGAUUCUUCAGGACCUUCCUCUCGGAACGUGGCUGUCGGGAACUGCACUGGAAUUCCACCCCAUUGCUCUUGUGUUCGUGGUUCACGGAUGCCUUAUGACCAGCAAGAGCAUUCAUAUUCCCAAGCCUUAG